UUGAGUGUAGUCUGGCGCAGGAGUGUGAAGGUGAACGGAAAGGCUCUGGAGCAACGAACCGCCCUUGCUGUCUCUGCCUGGCCGGUUCCCCUCUUUCCACUGGGAUUACAGGGGCUGAGUCACUGGCUUACUGGGGCUCUUCCAGCCGUCCCUCGGAGGGGUGCAUCACUUGAGUGGGCUCUGAUGGAGGAGAGAGAUGUGGAGACCCUACCAGAGGAGGAGACAGAAGUCACUGCUCUGAUGGAGGAGAGAGAUGUGGAGACCCUACCAGAGGAGGAGACAGAAGUCACUGCUCUGAUGGAGGAGAGAGAUGUGGAGACCCUACCAGAGGAGAAGGAGACAGAAGUCACUGCUCUGAUGGAGGAGAGAGAUGUGGAGACCCUACCAGAGGAGAAGGAGACAGAAGUCACUGCUCUGAUGGAGGAGAGAGAUGUGGAGACCCUACCAGAGGAGGAGGAGACAGAAGUCACUGCUCUGAUGGAGGAGAGAGAUGUGGAGACCCUACCAGAGGAGGAGACAGAAGUCACUGCUCUGAUGGAGGAGAGAGAUGUGGAGACCCUACCAGAGGAGGAGGAGACAGUAAUGCUGCUAUUUGCUGCCUGUGGGAAGAGCUGCUCAGAGAGAAUCAGGAGGGUCCUUUCACUGGAGAGAGAGAGAGCGAGACCAGCUGGAGACAGACAUACAGGAACUUAACUGAAUAUAAUUCAUGUUUUAUAAAUGUAUAAUAAUUGAAUAUGCAGAAAAUAGGAUCAACAGAUUAAACUGCACACUGCC
This is a messenger RNA of Oncorhynchus keta (chum salmon), 774 nucleotides long. RefSeq names its product chromo domain-containing protein cec-1-like. NCBI's taxonomy places the organism in Eukaryota, Metazoa, Chordata, Actinopteri, Salmoniformes, Salmonidae. The record is from RefSeq and is a predicted model, not a curated record. Bases 184 to 693 code for a protein of 169 amino acids. The transcript has 2 exons.